Molecule: messenger RNA, 1205 nt
Organism: Prosopis cineraria
Lineage: Eukaryota; Viridiplantae; Streptophyta; Magnoliopsida; Fabales; Fabaceae
Product: plant cysteine oxidase 4
Exons: 6
Coding region: 317-1036 (239 amino acids)
Molecular function (GO): oxidoreductase activity, acting on single donors with incorporation of molecular oxygen, incorporation of two atoms of oxygen
Source: RefSeq, a predicted model, not a curated record
CUCCCUCCCAGCUUCCUCCUGUUUCCACCAUAUUUACUAGCGAUCCCUCGCUUACUUUCUAUGCACAUACGCUUCGCCUCUUCUCUCUCUCCUUCGUUGCCUUCCUCUCUGCCACCCUAAUAAAGAAAACUCCUUCUUCAUCAGCCAUGGACGUCCGAGACAGGCCAUCAUAGAUUUGCUGUGAAAGAUUGGAUUACUGUCAUGUAGAUUUACUAUUGUUGGUUUGAUAGCAAUUGGUAAUCUGCUCUGAAGGUGUUAUCAACUUGCCGAUUUGAGGCUUUGGUCUCAGUAGUUAAGUUGGUUACACCUUUACAAGAUGCCGUAUUAUGUGCAGAGACUUUAUAGGCUUUGCAAAGCAUCUUUCUCACCAGAUGGACCAGUGUCAGAUGAAGCCAUUGAAAAAGUUCAUGAGAAGUUAGAAAAAAUCAAGCCAUCUGAUGUAGGUCUUGAACAGGAGGCACAAGUAGUUCGUAAUUGGUCUAGUUCAAUGCUUGAACGGAAUGGGACUCAUCAAUCAUUGCCACCAAUCAAGUACUUACAUUUGUAUGAGGAUGAUAGCUUCUCUAUAGGAAUCUUUUGCAUGCCACCUUCAUCUAUAAUUCCUCUCCACAACCAUCCUGGAAUGACAGUGUUGAGCAAGCUUUUAUAUGGUUCAUUACAUGUCAAAUCAUAUGAUUGGAUUGAUUUAUCUGGAUCUACUGAUCCAGCUGAAGCUAGACCUGCAAAGCUUGUAAAGAAUAAGGAGAUGACAGCCCCAACCCCUGCAACAGUUCUUUAUCCUACCAGUGGAGGAAACAUUCAUUGUUUUAGAGCCAUAACGCCUUGUGCAAUCCUUGAUAUAUUGUCUCCACCUUACUCUUCUGAACAUGGAAGACACUGCACUUACUUCCGGAGAUCCCUCCGGAAAGAUCUCCCAGGUCAGCUUCAAGUGAAUGGCGUUGAAUUUUCUGACGUGACUUGGUUGGAAGAGUUUCAACCUCCUGAUGACUUUGUGAUAAGAAGAGGGCUGUACAGAGGUCCUGUCAUUAGAACUUGAAAUUUAUUCUUGUUCUCUGUAUCUUACACUACCAGAAAUUGGCCUUUUUUUUAUAAUUUAUUUAUUAGGAAGAUACGUUAAAGGGAUUUUGUACUGGAACGAGUUGUUCAAGCCAUUGCAAUAAUUGUUAUGAUAUAUAUAUAUAUAUAUAUAUUGGCUAUUCCAGCUA